UACAGGGAGAAGAGCAGGUAGCUAGGAGGUCCGUUUUAUCCCCUAUGAUUUAAUCAUGUGAGGGAUUGAAGAGCCUUUUUUUAUCAACAUGAAGUCGGAUUUUAUGAGGAGAUAGUUGAUACCGAGGCGCCGUGCGGGCUGAUGACCGGGAGGAAUGCACAGAGGAGGUCAUUUUCCCGGACUGGGGAGGUGGGAGGCAACGGCCCCCGCAGUGUUGUGAGAGUGAGGACUGUUAGAUAGCUAGAUAGCUUCCGCUUCGUAUUUUCAAAAUAAAAACAGCUCCGACAAGAACUGGAUUCUCUCGGUUGAAGUUCUGGAUAUUAACCCGCCACUAUUACACUCAACCGACUCACAAGCGAAGAUGUGAUGGAUGUAUGAGGAUAUUGCAAGGUUUUGUUGUAUUUAUUUGAUAAAUACGCAAUAUCAACAAACGCCCUGCUUUAUUUUGAAGGGGAAACUACUGUUUCCCGGCCCAACACGUGCUAACUUGAUACAUACAAGAAGGGGUGAAGUUACAAAGCCUCGAACCAAAACAAGACUUUACAUCCUGUGGUGGACAACGCCGCCUCGGUAUGAAUGGGAUCUACCUCGUCUUACUGUGUGUUUUUCGAGUCAAAUGCCUUUUAAACCGGAGGAACCCUCGUUUAUGUGAAUUUUGGAGCCCCGGCAGAAGAUACGGUUUGCUGUGAAAGAACAACAUGCACUGUCCAACACUGAUAAAUAAGAAGAAGCUCUUGUAGCUGGAGGAGGAUUGCCUGCCCUAACAUUUCCUCCUCCUGGCCCUCGUGGGAUCAUGACCGGACCCAACUCCCCGAGCCGGACUGGCACCUCACCGGCCAAGCUGAGCAGGCACGGCCGGUCCAAGAGCACCAGCUCGCACUGCCUCCUCCGCUGCAGCACCCAGGAGGACUCCUCCGCCUCUCCACCCAACAACAGCUCCCGGUCUCCUGGGGAGGAAGAGGAGAAGGAUGGAGGGGUGCUUUUCUAUGUGAACAGGACCGGUUUCCCCAUUGAGGGUGCCACCUGGGAGAGGAUGUGGUCCCAUGUGGCGGCUGUGCACCCUGAGGGCCACGAAAUGGUGGACAGGAUACGAAAUGCUGCAUACCUCCCCAAGCAUCCUGUUCCCUCAGUCCCGACCUUCAAACCGUCCAUGUCUGUCCCAGAUUGGCUGGUAGCCAUCCAGAACUACAUGAAGGCUCUGCAAUACAACCACACGGGAACCCAGUUCUUUGAGAUCAAGAAGAGCCGUCCACUGUGCGGGUUAAUGGAGACGGCAAGAGAGAUGAUCAGAGAGUCUUUGCCAAUUAAAUGUCUCGAAGCCGUCAUUUUGGGAAUCUACCUGACCAACGGGCUGACGUCUCUCGAGCGUUUCCCCAUCAGCUUUAAGACCCAGUUCUCGGGCCACUGCUUCCACCACGUGGUGCUGGGCGUCUACUGCAACGGACGCUACGGGUCGCUGGGCAUGAGCCGCCGCCAAGACCUGAUGGACAAACCACUGACGCACCGCACGCUGGGAGAACUGGUGGCCGAGUUCGAGAGCUCCUACAAGAGAUACCAGCACACUCUGAAGAAGGUGAAGAUCGGCCUGUAUGUGCCUCAUGACCCUCACGUCUUCCAGCCAAUCGAGUGGAAGCAUCUGGUGCUGAACGCGGCCCGACUGGGAGCUCAGGAGAUGAGGAAGGAGCUGGAGAAACACGGCCGCGACAUGAGGAUGAAGAUCCUGAAGUCGUCCAGCGCCCAGUCACCAAUCAAAGAGCGAAGCCGGGGGAAAUCCUUAUCACCACGGCGACGACAGAGCAGUCCCCAGCGACGCUUCACACACCGCAGAGACAAAUCGCCGGCCUCGGUGGAGAGGAAACCUCCGGAGCUCAGCACUCUCAACGACGGCUACCAGAUCCGCAUCUGAUCCACUACGCCACCCUCCGAGCAUCACCAGAUCCGUCCGGACUCUCCAGCCGCUCCGAUCCUCCUGAAGAGUCUCCACCUGCCAUCAGGACAGCCGUCACUGCAGCUGGAGUGGUUUCACACAGACAAGAUGGAUGAAAAACAGAGAAAAAAAACAAACAUACAAGCGCUUUUCUGAGCUGGAACAGGAAGAACUUCUUAGAAGCUGAGAUUCAGACAAAAAGUGACUGAUUGUUCUGGUUUAAAGACUUCAUGGUGGACUCCAUUUACCCAUUUAGUAGCUAAGAAUCCUUGACAACAAGGGUUAAGUUUAGGGUUAACCUAAACCUAAACCUCCAAAUCACACAGCUGAGAGUGGCUGUUCUUUCUUUCAGACAUGUAGCUGAAGGGCUCAUACGAUCAGAAGAAGAUAUCUAUUUCUAGAUUUACAACAAUUUUCAACAACUGGCUGUAAGAAAUUGAAGAGCGUAGAGAAGUGAAGAGAA
Molecule: messenger RNA, 2390 nt
Organism: Centropristis striata (black sea bass)
Lineage: Eukaryota; Metazoa; Chordata; Actinopteri; Perciformes; Serranidae
Gene: vash2
Product: vasohibin 2
Exons: 9
Coding region: 794-1906 (370 amino acids)
Biological process (GO): regulation of angiogenesis
Cellular component (GO): cytoplasm
Source: RefSeq, a predicted model, not a curated record